AUGCCUGCGCACCCCGAUUCUGAUAUCUACCCAGAGGCCAGUGGCCCUGCCAAAGUGCUGGUCGACAAGCACCGCGCCGAGCAGCCGCUGAAGCUGUAUGCGGGGUGGUUUUGUCCAUUCGUCCAACGCGUCUGGCUCGUCCUAGAAGAAAAGCAAAUUCCAUACGAAUACAUCGAAGUCAAUCCAUACAACAAGCCCGAUUCGCUCCUUACUCUGAACCCCCGUGGUCUAGUCCCAACACUCUCAUGUCCAACAGAGCCAAAUCCACAACCACUCUACGAAUCAAAUGUGAUACUCCAAUACCUUGAAGAAGCCUACCCAAACCAUGGCCCAAGUUUCCUCCCAGAAGACCCUUACUCACGGGCUCGAGUCCGCAUCUGGAUCGACUACGUGACAUCCCGAAUAAUUCCCUCCUUCCACCGCUUUCUGCAGUACCAAGUGCCAUCUGGAACUGGUACUUCUCCAUCCCAAGAUGCAGGGCUAUCGCAAGUUCGAACAGAAUUCCUCAACCACCUAAAAGCCUGGACGAAAGAAAUGCAUCCGGACGGGCCAUUCUUCUUAGGUUCUGAGAUUAGUCUCCCCGAUCUUGUGCUCGCGCCGUGGGCGGUACGAUUGUGGGUAUUUGAUGAGUUUAAGCACGGGCUGGGAAUUCCGCUGGAUGGAAAUGGGGGCGAGGAUGAGGCUGUUUGGCAGCGAGCUGGCUAA
This is a messenger RNA of Penicillium waksmanii, 705 nucleotides long. RefSeq lists its product as uncharacterized. Gene Ontology annotation, cellular component: cytoplasm. The transcript is spliced from 4 exons. The coding region runs from base 1 to 705 and encodes 234 amino acids. Lineage: Eukaryota; Fungi; Ascomycota; Eurotiomycetes; Eurotiales; Aspergillaceae. The record is from RefSeq and is a predicted model, not a curated record.